UGUCAGUCACAGCUACAUCGUCAGGUUUGGUUGGCGGCUCUCCACUCCUCCUUGUCAGUACAAGCAAUGGAGCGGGCCUGGUUGGGCACAGCAGAGUGAGUCCAAGUUUUAAAAACUUAUUUUUGAAAAUACGAACAAAAUCAGUGUCGCUGACCUUCCCGACGGAGGGAUUAAGCGUCUAAAGCCCCGGCGUGUUCAACCAGAAGCAGUCGGGAAGUCCAGAGUGAAGUAGCAGCUCUUCAUCCAGAACCAAUACCCUGGCCAUAGCAGUCAUGUCUGCCGCAGGAGACUUCGGGAACCCUCUGAGGAAAUUCAAACUGGUGUUUCUUGGGGAGCAGAGCGUUGGGAAGACAUCUCUGAUCACCCGAUUCAUGUACGACAGCUUUGAUAAUACCUACCAGGCCACUAUAGGAAUCGAUUUUUUGUCCAAAACCAUGUACCUUGAGGACAGAACAGUGCGGCUGCAGCUAUGGGACACUGCUGGGCAGGAGCGCUUCCGGAGUCUCAUCCCCAGCUACAUACGCGACUCCACCGUCGCCGUGGUAGUCUAUGACAUCACAAACGUCAACUCCUUCCAGCAGACCACAAAAUGGAUCGAUGAUGUCAGAACUGAGAGAGGAAGUGAUGUCAUCAUCAUGCUGGUUGGGAAUAAGACAGACCUUGCAGACAAAAGACAGAUAACAACUGAAGAGGGCGAACAGAGAGCUAACGAAAUGAAUGUUCUGUUUAUCGAAACGAGUGCAAAGACAGGACACAAUGUGAAACAGCUCUUCCGGCGUGUGGCUGCAGCCCUGCCCGGCAUGGAGAGCACACAGGAGAAAAGCAGAGAAGACAUGAUCGACAUAAAGCUGGAGAAGCCUCCGGAACAACCCGUCAACGAAGGUGGUUGCUCCUGCUAAACCUCCCCUCCACUGUGUUUCGUUUUCUGUCUCAGUCACACCCCCAUCUCUCUCUCUCUCUCUCUCUCUCUCUCUCUCUCUCUCUCUCUCUCUCUCUCUCUCUCUCUCUCUCUCUCUCUCUCUCUCUCUCUCUCUCUCUCUCUCUCUCUCUCUCUCUCUCUCUCUCUCUUUCCCCCCCUCCCCAUGGAAACAGAAGAACACUACUUGUCCAUUGUCCACAGCACCUUGCUUUCUGCUGACAUACUGAGAUGACCUUAAGCUUAUGAAGCACAAUGUGGAUGUUAAAGGUGUGGUUUAUUUUCUGAAUAACUUCCGUUAAGCUUCACCACAUCGUUUUCAAAACUCCCCCCCCUAUUAUUUUAGUGUCACUGUACCUCAACUUGAUAACAGGUUAUGAAACAGUUGCAGAAGUUCUCAUAAUACUGUGUUCUGUGGUUGAAAUCUGCUGAGAGUCUCUGUAGUGUCCGCCCUAUGUUUAAAUAUAAACUGGCUGCCACUGUUUAUAUUCAGUAGCAUGAUAGAAGUAUGAUAAUUACUGAAAGUAGUUAUAUUUUUUUGUAAAUGAAGGCAAGUAUAUUCAGUACACCACCAGAUGCAGUCAUGCCUUUAAAACUUCAUUUUAUAGGGCUUCCUCUGGCUUUUUAUUAGCUAUGUAACGUUUGGUUUACUGUAACAGUGGCACUGUCGGUUUCUUUCCUCCAAUAUUGAUUUGUUGACCACAUCUUCUAGCGUUAAUAUUUCAGUUUCACCAUGUUGGG
Messenger RNA from Electrophorus electricus (electric eel), 1657 nucleotides. It is a transcript of the gene rab6a, whose product is annotated as RAB6A, member RAS oncogene family. The record is from RefSeq and is a predicted model, not a curated record. Lineage: Eukaryota; Metazoa; Chordata; Actinopteri; Gymnotiformes; Gymnotidae. Gene Ontology annotation, molecular function: GTP binding; GTPase activity.